Molecule: messenger RNA, 2608 nt
Organism: Schistocerca americana (American grasshopper)
Lineage: Eukaryota; Metazoa; Arthropoda; Insecta; Orthoptera; Acrididae
Exons: 10
Coding region: 916-2127 (403 amino acids)
Source: RefSeq, a predicted model, not a curated record
UACCUUCACGAGCCGAGAUACUUAGUGCUGGUGAUACACACAGCUAAAAGUACAAAAAACUGUCCUAGCUUUCAGAACUAUUAAUUCCUUCCUCAAGGAGGAAAGAGGGAUAGGCUGAAUAAGGUUAGUAAGGAGACCUCCAGGAUGAGAGGGACUCAGUUGUUGUGAGGACAAGUGGAGACAAAAAUGAAAUUGUAGCAGAUCUGAAAAUUCCUAUGCAGUUUCUUGACCACAGAUUGAAUCAAGCUAUGAAUCUCUCUGUAUUUAUUUAUGUAUUUUUGUGGCACCAUUUAAACAUUCAGUAUCUGUAAAAAGCAUAACAGUCUGUUUAAAAAAUGAAAAAAAAAACCCAAAGAUCCACCAUUGGAAAAUCUAUAAUAGUUUGAUAAAAUGUGUAGGAGAGGAUAAAUUACAAUAAGACUAAAAUAAUGUACAAUGCAUGUUUAGAAUUUCUAGGAAAGACAGGACAAGAAACAAAAGAAUCAGAAAAGAGACUAGAACAGAAGACAUAGUUAAAACUGUAAUGAAAAUGAAAUGGAAGUACGUGUGGUAUGGAGACAGGUACCAAUAAAGCUCUCUUUGGAUUCUAAAAGAGAUAAGAAAAGGCUGAAAUGAUGACAUAAUGGAGGCUGGAUAUAUCACAUUAGACAGUUUAUAGGAGCAAUGGGGAAGUGUGUUGCUGUACACCAUAAUGAAUGGAAAAAUCUAGAGAAGACUUUUAUCCAGGAUCAGAUAGCUGCAUUGUUCGCAUCACUUUCCUUAAUCUGUUGUGCAGCCACUGGACACAAAAAAGGAUGGAACAGAAAGAAGUUGUGGAUGAGUGGCUUUCGGGCAAGGGCAGAAGAAAAGAAGAUAGAAAGGCUGGGCAUAAAUUAACGAGAGAGAUGGGUUGGCUACUUAUAACAAGAUUUCAGGAUGGUAUUGAUCCAAGCAGUAGCCCUUUUUGCUUGUAUUACUGUAUGGCAUCCUACAGUUGUUGCUGAUGAAAUAACAAACUCACGGGAAGGAAAAUUUGUGCUACCAAUCACAAGGUACUGGAACACUGUUUGUUCUGGAACUUCUAAUGGACAACAACUACAGGGUACUUGCCUUGACCGUAAGCAGUGUUAUCUGGCUGGAGGCACCAGCAUGGGAUCAUGUGGUGUACUGGGAGCCUGCUGUCUCUUUGAGAGGAGCUGCUACACAACUACCCAUCAGAGACUUUCCUAUUUUGUGAACCCACCUGUAGUCCAGCAGCAUUGCACAUAUCAAAUUGAUGUUAUGAGUCGGGAUGUUUGUCAAAUAAGGUUGGACUUUGAUGAAUUUCGCAUAGCUCCACCAACUUUACCAAUCAAAGAGCCUUUACAAACAACAUCAUAUUACUGCAUCAAUGACAGCUUCACAGUUACAAGUCCUUUGAGUGGCCAACGGGGAUUAGGCUUCAACAGUCUCUGUGGCCGCAAUGAUGGACAGCACAUUUACAUCCCUGUCAAUGCAUCCCAGGGAGCCAGCUCUGUAUCACUGAGCUUCAGUCUGGCGGAUCGCAAUAGUACUUCAGGAUCAUCACUGCCGACACCCACCUGGAGAAUCAGGGUAACGCAGCUGGAGUGCCCAGGCAGCCCUUAUGACUACUCAACCUUCACAGCUGCAGUUGCAUCCCUGGCUCAGCAGCAUCUGCAGAAGUUCUCACCACCUUAUGUUGAUUUUCACCUGCUAGCGCCUCCAGGCUGUCUGCAGUAUUAUCCUGAACGAAGAGGCACUUACAUGUCAUUUAACUAUAACACUCCAGGCUCACUUGAUUCACAGUACAUAGCAAACAUGCACUAUGCAAUAUGCUUCCGGAGAACACCUGAUGCUUGUGGAAUACAGCAUACAGCAGAAACCUUUAAUAUGGGUGGAUAUAAUACAAGUAGCACCAUGACAGAUGAUGCUUGUAAUGAUUUUGAUUACCUGUUUGUUCCUGAUGGAAGAUGGCAAGGUAGUUCAAGAGCAGACAAGUUCUGUGGAGAUUCUCUCCUUGGGGAAACUGUCACAUCCAUAUCCCCUGGUCCAUUUUAUGUUGUCUUCAACAGUGAUGACCAACUUGAAGUUUUGAAUUCAGAAAGUGGAUUCAGAAUUGAUUACCAGGUGCUAGGUACCUGUGAGUGACGGGAAUAAUUGUUCCAGCAAUGAGCUAUAAGUAAUUGUUCUAGCAGUGGGUUAUUUUAGUAAUAUAAAUGCCUCAGUUCAUAUACAUUUUAAGAGAUAACAGGUCCCAGAAAUAAAACUAAACUCUGGGCAAACUUUAUUUAACAACAAGUUUUGAACGACAAAAGGAAUGGAAUAGUUGUUACAGUUGAUACAUCAGUAAUGUUAGCUAUAACUUUUUGAUUCUGAGAACACUUACUAUGUUAUGUAUCGAAUUUUAUAUUUUAUCAGACUCUAGAGAAUCAUGUGAACUGUAAGAAAUUCCUUGCUUAUAACAGCAUGUUUGUGAAGUUAUUUAUUUUUGCUAUCUUUAGUAAAUGCUAAAUCUAGUCUUCACCAUUGCAAUUGUUUUGAUUUACUGCUGUUCCGUUUUUUUCUUUAAAUGCUGUAUGGAAAAUAAGUACAAGAAUUUUUAUUGGUCUAUUUUCCUGUAAAUGAGAGU